Penaeus indicus is the source of this 2310-nucleotide messenger RNA. RefSeq names its product cyclic nucleotide-gated cation channel alpha-3-like (gene CngA). The coding region runs from base 313 to 2310 and encodes 665 amino acids. Gene Ontology annotation, biological process: monoatomic cation transmembrane transport. Gene Ontology annotation, cellular component: plasma membrane; intracellular cyclic nucleotide activated cation channel complex. Gene Ontology annotation, molecular function: intracellularly cAMP-activated cation channel activity; intracellularly cGMP-activated cation channel activity; cGMP binding. The record is from RefSeq and is a predicted model, not a curated record. NCBI's taxonomy places the organism in Eukaryota, Metazoa, Arthropoda, Malacostraca, Decapoda, Penaeidae. The transcript is spliced from 14 exons.
CCUUCGGAACACAGAUCAGUCAGUCAGAAAACCUCCCUUGACCUCACAUACUCACGACCUCUGCCUCAUGUUGAAGCUCCAGAUCAUGAGAGUGGCGAGAACGGCUUCCUCUCGCCUGGAAGCCUCCGGAACUCCCUCGCCGACGACACUUGCUCGGAGAUCCUGCGGGUGGAGCAACGGGACGCCGAGGAGCAGCUCAACCGGAAGUCGUCGCCGCUCUCCAAGCUCGUCGCCACACUACAGCGGAUACGUUCCUGGACCACACGCGAGAGCCGCCAGGAACCAGAACGGCCAGACAGCUUUCUGGAAAAGAUGGCCAUGGCAGGCCAAGUCAGAGAAGCGGACGACACCCAGCACGCCUUCUGCUGCGGUGUCAUGAGGGGGGACUUCGCCAUCGACACCACCAAGCCAGCUCACUAUAAGUGGUUAUUCGUCAUGACGGCGGCUCUCCUGUACAACUGGGUGAUGAUCGUGGGUCGAGCCGUUUUCUGGGAGUUACAUAACCUCAGUCCGGCUCUUUGGCUCAGCCUGGACUACAUCUGUGACGGAGUGUAUGUUAUCGAUAUGGUUAUCAGAGCUCAUGAAGGAUAUCUCGAACAAGGCUUGAUGGUCAAGGAUCCGAGCAAGCUACGCAAGAACUACAUCAAGUCGUGGGGAUUCAAGCUUGACCUGAUAUCCAUCUUGCCCACUGACCUCGUCUAUCUCCUCACCGGCACUAACUGUGAUAAUUACGUCCCUGGGCCUGUACUUGUGAGGGUUAAUAGGCUUCUGCGGAUAUCGCGAAUGGGCGAGUUUUUCGACAAGACGGAGACGCGGACGAACUUCCCCAACGCCUUCAGGAUAUGCAAGGUCGUCCUCUACAUCCUCGUGAUCAUCCACUGGAACGCCUGCUUCUACUUCGCCAUCUCCUACGCCAUUGGCUUCGGCACGGACGGCUGGGUCUAUAAGAAUAUUACCAUAGGGAGGAACGGCACCUUUUCACAUCAGUAUAUAUAUAGCUUCUACUGGUCGACGCUCACCCUGACGACCAUCGGCGAGACCCCGCAGCCGGAGAAGGACAUCGAGUACCUCUUCGUGGUGGUGGACUUCCUCGUGGGCGUUCUGAUCUUCGCCACCAUCGUCGGGAACGUCGGCUCGAUGAUCACGAACAUGAACGCCGCCAGAGCUGAUUUCCAGAACCGGAUGGACGGCGUCAAACAAUACAUGGAAUUCCGCAAAGUGUCAAAGGACCUGGAGAACCGAGUCAUAAAGUGGUUCGAUUAUCUGUGGAGUAACAAGCAGAGUUUAGACGAGGAAGGGGUCUUGAAGUCUCUACCAGACAAACUUAAAGCAGAAAUUGCGAUCCACGUGCAUCUUGACACGUUAAAGCAAGUGCGGAUUUUCCAAGAUUGUGAGCCGGGCUUGCUUGUAGAGCUCGUUCUUAAGCUGAAACUACAGGUCUUCAGUCCGGGUGACUUCGUUUGCCGCAAGGGAGACGUCGGGAAGGAAAUGUACAUCGUGAAAAGAGGAAAGCUUUCUGUAGUGGCCGACGACGGAAAGACUGUGUACGCAACUUUAGGUGCUGGCAGUGUCUUCGGAGAGGUCUCGAUUCUGAACAUCGUCGGGAACAAGACGGGGAACAGAAGAACAGCCAAUGUCAGGAGUGUUGGUUAUUCUGACCUGUUCUGCCUCUCGAAAGAUGACCUGUGGGACGCUCUGACGGAGUAUCCUGACGCCAAGAAGUCCCUGAUGGAGCGAGGGCGUCAGCUGCUCAUGAAGGACGGGCUCCUAGACGAGGAGGCGCUGAAGGCGGCGCAGGAGCAGCAGGAGACCAUGACAGACAAGAUUAGUCGUUUUGAAACCUCCAUCGACACGCUAAACACCCGGCUGGCGAGACUGCUGGCCGAGUACUCCAGCGCUCAGCAGAAACUGAAGCAGAGACUCACUAAGAUUGAGCGUCGUCUGGAUUUCGACUGUGACGUCACCAACCCGGCAUCUCCGCGGUUGAGUCCCUAUUUCCCGUUGUCGCCCAGGACCGGCAUGACCCCCUCGCCCUUCCCGCUGGCUGCCACCCCGACGGCCCGACGAAAGGACGCCCUCUCCGUCGCCUCGGGUCCUCCUCCGCCCUCGGACGACGAGCCUCAGUCCCUGCCAUCCUCCACCCACCCUGUCAUCCCUGCCAACCGUGCCAACACCUCGGCUUCCCACGGCAGCGAGGCGACCGUGGUUGGCAAGAGCAGUCACCCCCUCCCCCAGCAGUGCUCCUCCCUCCCCCUCCCCACCCCCACGCUCCUCGUGCCUCCGUCGCCCUCUCGCAGGGACACCAUUUAA